Messenger RNA from Heteronotia binoei (common prickly gecko), 534 nucleotides. It is a transcript of the gene SCRG1, whose product is annotated as stimulator of chondrogenesis 1. NCBI's taxonomy places the organism in Eukaryota, Metazoa, Chordata, Lepidosauria, Squamata, Gekkonidae. Bases 1 to 399 code for a protein of 132 amino acids. The record is from RefSeq and is a predicted model, not a curated record. The transcript has 3 exons.
AUGGUCGACUCUGGGGCCUCCCGCUGCUUUGUCGACGUGGCCUUUAUGAAGCAACACCAGAUCCCAGUGCAGGACAAAGAUACCCUGACCCUGGUCGAAGCCAUCGACGGGCGCCUCCUCUACUGCGGUCCGUGUGCAAGCCUCACACCAUCGGGCCGCCUCUCCUGUUACAGAAAAAUGCUAAGAGACCAUGACUGUCACAGGAUUCCAGAGGGAAUGACCAGCCUUCGAUCAAUUGAUGGAAGUCUUCAAGAUCACUUCUGGGAGGGAAAAGGCUGUGAAAUGGUCUGUUAUUGCAGUUUCAGUGAAUUACUCUGCUGCCCAAAAAGUAUUUUCUUUGGGCCAAAGAUCUCUUUUGUGAUUCCCUGCAACACAGCUCCUGAAGAACACGUUGCAUGAGAAAUGAAGACAAUGCCAAGCUUUUGCUACUGAAGACAGAAUAACACUAAAAAACCAACACAGUCAUCUCCAAAACUGACAAACAAGCAUAACAUAAUUUCAGUCUAUACUUGUGCUAUGAAGUCUGCUGCUAAU